AUGGCCUUCUCGCUAGCACCAAACGCUCUCCCUCGAAGGCUCGCAAGCUCGCACUUCACGAUCCUAAGCUCACCGCUCCGCGCUGGGCUCGCUACCCGGAAUGCUCCUCAACUUCAGGCCAAAGGCUACCACGCAUCCACCGUUAGCCGAAACCAGAAUGCCGAGCCAAAGCAAGGCCUCUUCAAGGUGAGUAAAACAUAAGCUUGCCUUGCGUCGAGGAGCGCUCACUCUGAUGUUGCCAUCACCUCGCGCCGCCCAAUCACUUCCCUUUUCCUAGUCUUUGCUGCACGGCUCCGACACCGCUCGAGGCGAGGGCAUGACUGCGCAGUCUCACAGUACAGCGGUGGGCAGGAACAAGUACGUGCACGAGAUCUCUCGCGUGGCUGUCCAGCCAGCACACGUCGAGGAAUACAAGAAGGUUCUUGCAGAGCAUCUGCCAAAGAUUGCCUCCGAUCCAUCCCUUGGGGCCCGCUUGGUUGGAGCUUGGGAAGUUGUUGUGGGCGAUCUCGAAACUUUCUGUGAGUAGCUUCAGUCUGCCGCAAAACCUCCCACCCAUCACAGUCUUGCAUGUGCUCGCUGCCUUCCAAAUGAGCGCUUUCUCCCGUCGCUCUUCCCUAUGGCAUCGCUCGUCUCACGUCAACUCAUGACUGCGCUCAUUAUGCAGAUAUGGUUUGGGAAUUUGAUGGCUAUGCGGGAUAUGAUGCAUCUACCAAGGCCCUCGCCCAGUCCGAGGUGAGUCACUCAAAAUCUUCAUCAGAACGCCUCUUACGCUCAUUCUUGCUGAUACUCACACAUCACUGCGUCGCAAAGGUCUGGAACUCGCUGCAGCGUUCAGUCAGGCCUCUCAUUGCCAGUCGCAGCAAUUGGAUGGCGCAGGAAUUCGGCUUUUGGCAGACCAGUCCACCCAAUGACAAGAUGGGCGGCAUCGUAGAGUGGAGGACAUAUCAUCUCAAGGUAAGUUCUAGGCGAUGCAUGAGUCCAGCACAUAUAGCACGAGGCUGCCCUUACACUGAACGCCUACCUGCCGCCCGUCUUUGCUCACUUCUCCGCUCAGCCGGGCAUGCUGUUGGAGUGGGAGACCAACUGGCGCCGUGGCCUCGAGGCGCGAAGGAAAUUUGUAGAGCCGGUUGCGGCUUUCUUCACACAAGUGAGUUGGAAGUGGAGUCGCAAGGCACAUCUGUUUCUGCGCUGAAGCGCAAUCAUCUCCCAUGCCGGGCCUCAGAUCGGUGGUCUGCACACGGUUCAUCACCUUUGGCAUUAUCCAGACUUGGAUACCCGAAAGGUGACGCGCGAGGCCGCUUGGCAAGUCGAAGUGAGCUGCAGCGGCUUCGUCAUGACUUGUGUAACCAUUUUUGAGCUGAUCGAAGUGUGCCACCGCUCUCUCUGCGCUCAGACCUGGAAUGACACGGUCUCGCAGACAGUCAAGCUGAUCGACAAGAUGCACGCGCAAAUCAUGAAGCCCCUACCUUUCAGUCCGCUACGAUAA
Messenger RNA from Ceraceosorus bombacis, 1486 nucleotides. Lineage: Eukaryota; Fungi; Basidiomycota; Exobasidiomycetes; Ceraceosorales; Ceraceosoraceae. The record is from the annotation of a GenBank genome assembly.